CAGCUGAUAACGAAAAACAAUCUGCAUCUUCAUUGUAGCAAGAAGCAUCUAGAAAAGUGCAUGUGAUAUUCACGCACCAACCAAUGAUACGUAAAGUGAUGGCUGAGAUAGACGUGAAAUUGGGCAUCCGACAAACGUUGCAGAAAAUCGAGGAAACCUACAGCAAAAGAGCAGCGCUGAGCAAUGCCCCUAAACCUUUACUAGUGGCAGUUAGUAAAACCAAACCGAUCGAACUGAUUCUGGAUGCCUAUUCCGUGGGUCAACGUGACUUCGGCGAAAAUUAUGUGCAGGAGCUGGUGGAUAAAGCAUGCGAUGCUAGAAUCCUGGAACACUGUCAGGACAUUCGGUGGCACUUUAUCGGCCAUUUGCAGAGCAACAAAAUCAAUAAGGUGCUGAAUCUCCCCAACUUGCAUAUGAUCCAAACGGUGCACAGCAUCAAGCUAGCGGAAGGUUUAAACAAGGCGUGGGAAAAGCUGAAGGCGGAUAAUGCAGAAAGACAACCGAAGCUAAAUGUACUGGUACAAAUAAACACCAGCGGCGAAGAUGAAAAAAACGGUGUCCAGCCAGAAGAUGCGGUGGGUCUGUUUCGGUUCGUACUGGACAAGUGUCCUAACUUGAACUGCGAAGGUGUGAUGACGAUCGGUCGAUUUGGACACGACUACACGGCCGGCCCGAAUCCGGACUUUGGCACGCUGAUGAAAUGCCAUCAAGAUAUCUGCAGUACGUUCGAGCGAGACCCAGCCGACCUGCAGGUGUCAAUGGGCAUGUCGGAUGAUUUCGUGCAAGCGAUUGAAGCGGGCAGCACCAUUGUGCGCGUGGGUAGUUCUAUUUUCGGGGCUAGGGCCAAGAAACCAACUGAUGCGUGAGUGAAACGCAUGGCAAACCAUAGCCCGAAGCGCUGUAGGGUUGGGAGAGGCCUAUCGGCUACUGCCAUGUGAAUUUCUCUCAAUCCGAUAGAACACACGCCAUUCACACCGCCGUGUUAAUUUGUGUUUGUGAAAACCGACGAGAUUUUCCCUAGCUUUGUUUUUUUUUCUUCGAAACACCAAAUACCAUCGGGGGCGAUUUUGUAAAAAUCGGAAGAUGGUUGAAUGUAAAAGCAAAAACAGAUAAUACCACGAAUAAACAUUAUAUGAUGCAUACGAUGCCCGAGGAUUGACGCC
This is a messenger RNA of Anopheles moucheti, 1163 nucleotides long. RefSeq names its product pyridoxal phosphate homeostasis protein. The transcript has 6 exons. Gene Ontology annotation, molecular function: pyridoxal phosphate binding. The coding region runs from base 84 to 866 and encodes 260 amino acids. NCBI's taxonomy places the organism in Eukaryota, Metazoa, Arthropoda, Insecta, Diptera, Culicidae. The record is from RefSeq and is a predicted model, not a curated record. Gene Ontology annotation, cellular component: intracellular anatomical structure.